Messenger RNA from Dromaius novaehollandiae (emu), 2487 nucleotides. RefSeq names its product SCY1 like pseudokinase 1 (gene SCYL1). Gene Ontology annotation, molecular function: ATP binding; protein kinase activity. NCBI's taxonomy places the organism in Eukaryota, Metazoa, Chordata, Aves, Casuariiformes, Dromaiidae. The transcript is spliced from 16 exons. Bases 92 to 2455 code for a protein of 787 amino acids. The record is from RefSeq and is a predicted model, not a curated record. Gene Ontology annotation, biological process: protein phosphorylation.
CCCUCCCCCGGUCCGUCCCUCUCCCCGUCCCCCCGGUCCGUCCCCCUCCCGCUCCCGCUCCCGGUCCCCGGCCGGUGUCGCCGCCGCCGGGAUGUGGCUCUUCUCCCGGGACCCGGUCCGCGACUUCCCCUUCGAGCUCGGCCCCCCCGAGCCCGGCCCGGACCCGGACCCGCAGCCCGACCCGGAGCCGGAGCCCGGCCCGGACCCGCCCGCGGCCUGGCGGCUCCUGCGCGGCCGCCGCAAGGCCACGGGGGAGCCGGUGUCGGUGUUCGUGCACGACGUGCGCCCCGGGGCGCCCGAGCAGACCUGCGCCGCCCGCGCCGCCCUCAAGCGCCUCAAGACCCUGCGGCACCCCAACGUGGUGGCCUACGUCGACGGGCUGGAGACGGACAAGUGCAUCUACAUGGUGACGGAGCCGGUGACGCCGCUGCGGCUGCACCUGCGGGGCCGGGCCGGGGCCCUGCCCGAGCCCGAGGUCGCCUGGGGGCUGCACCAGCUCCUGAAGGCGCUGGGCUUCCUGGCGGGCUGCGGCCUGGUGCACCGCGCGCUGGGCCCCGGCGCCGUCUUCGUGGACCGGGCGGGCGAGUGGAAGCUGGGGGGGCUGGAGCGGGUGGCCCCCGCCGACGACCCCCCCCCGGCCCGGACGCCGGGGCCCCCCCGGCCCUACGACCCCCCCGAGCUGGGCACCGCCUCCCACGACCGGGCGCAUCCCUGGGCAGGGGACAUGUGGCGCCUGGGCUGCCUCAUCUGGGAGGUUUUCAACGGGCCGCUGCCCCGGGCCGGGGCGCUGCGCUCCUUCGGCAAGAUCCCGUCGGCGCUGGUGCCGCACUACUGCGAGCUGGUGGCGGCCGAGCCCGGCGCCCGGCCCGACCCGGCGCAGCUGCUGCAGCGCUGCCGCCGCCCCGGCGCCUUCCUCGACUGCGACUUCGUCGCCACCAACCUCUCCCUGGAGGAGCUGCAGCUGCAGGACGCGGCCGAGCGGCAGCGGUUCCUGCAGGGCCUCGGCGGCCGCCUCGACGCCUUCCCGCCCGCCGCCUGCCGCCACAAAGUGCUGCCGCGGCUGCUGGCGGCCGUCGAGUUCGGCAGUGCCGGCGCCGCCGUCCUCCCCGCCCUCUUCAAGGUCGGGAGGCUGCUGGAGCCGCCCGAGUACCAGGAGCGCAUCGUCCCCGUCAUCGUCAAGCUCUUCUCGUCCCCCGACCGGGCCCUGCGCAUCCGCCUCCUGCAGCAGCUGGAGCACUACAUCGAGUUCCUGCCGGAGGCGACGGUGAACGCGCAGAUCUUCCCCCCCGUCGCCCUCGGCUUCCUCGACACCAACCCCGCCAUCCGCGAGCAGACCGUCAAGGCGAUGCUGCUGCUGGCGCCGAAGCUGAGCGCGGCCACCCGCGACGGGGAGCUGCUGCGGCACCUGGGGCGGCUGCAGGCGCAGGACGCGCUGGGGCCCAUCCGCUGCAACGCCACCGUCUGCCUGGGCAAGAUCGGGCCCCUGCUGAGCCCCGCCACGCGUCGGCGGGUGCUGGCGCCCGCCUUCGCCCGCGCGGCCCGCGACCCCUUUGCGCCGGCCCGCGCCGCCGCCGCCCUGGCCUUCGCCGCCACCCACGGCUGCUACUCGCCCGCCGACUGCGCCGCCCGCGUCCUGCCCGCGCUCUGCGGCCUCGCCGUCGACCCCGACAAGGCCGUCCGCGACCAGGCGUUCCGGGUGAUCCGCAGCUUCCUGGACAAGCUGGAGGCGGCUUCGGAGGCUCCCGGCGGGCUGCCGGCCCCGGAGGCAGAGACGGCGCCGGAGUCCGGGGGGGCCGCGGGGCUGGGGGCUGCCGUCACCUGGGCCGUCACCGGCGUCUCCUCGCUCACCGCCAAGCUCAUGGGCGGCCCCGGCGCCGCCCCGGCACCCGCCCCCGCCCGGACGCCUGGGCCCCCCCCGCCAGCCCUCCGUGGCGCAGAGCCAGCGGCAGCGCCGGAGCCGCCCGCGCCGCCGCCCCAGGAGACGCCGGAGCCGGAGCCGGAGCCGGAGGAGCCGGAGGAGCCGGAGGAGCCGGAGGAGCUGGAGCGCUGGGACGAGGAGGACUGGGGCAGCCUCGAGGACCCGGACACCUGGGCCCGCCCCGGCGGGGGGAGCAGCGCCCCGGCCGCCCCUCCCGGCACCCGCCCGGCCAGCGACUACGAGUGGCCCCGGGCCGGCGAGCCCGACCCCUUCGCCGCCCUGGGCCCUGCCGCCGAGGACGCCUGGGCCCCACUGCCCCCCUCCACCGGAGCUGCCGGGGGGCGGCAGACGCGGCCGGAGCGGCGGGAGCAGCCGGAGCGGCGGGAGCCGGAGCCGGAGCCGCGGCGGGAGCCGGAGCCGGAGCAGCCGGAGCGGCCGGAGCGGCGGGAGCAGCGGCGGCGGGAGCUGGAGGCCCGGCGCGCCGCCCGCAAGCCGCCCCGGGGGCCGCUCAAGCUGGGCGCCCGCAAGCUGGACUGAGCCGCCGCCGCGCAAUAAACCCAGGCGCCGCC